Schistocerca americana (American grasshopper) is the source of this 6742-nucleotide messenger RNA. Its product is annotated as protein eva-1. Gene Ontology annotation, molecular function: carbohydrate binding. The transcript is spliced from 9 exons. The record is from RefSeq and is a predicted model, not a curated record. NCBI's taxonomy places the organism in Eukaryota, Metazoa, Arthropoda, Insecta, Orthoptera, Acrididae. The coding region runs from base 1 to 1533 and encodes 510 amino acids.
AUGGUGAUCCUAGGUAGCACACCUGGAGAUAGAAGUGCGGCCUGCAUGAUUGCCAGGGCUCAGAAGCAAAUUAGUGACUUCUCAGUUCACUCGUUAGUGAAGUAUUCAGCAUUCGUGGUGCAGUUGCUAACGUUCAGGCUGCGGGCCACAUCAUGUUUUUCGGAGAACGCCACCUGUUCGCAUCUGAGACAUAUCGGCUUCCUUCCAGUUCACUACACUUCGUUAUUGACAGAUGCCAGUUCACUGCACGAACAGUACUCUCUGUUGCAGACGGUGGUGGAGGCGUGCCAGAAGAAGCGACAGUGCAAGUUCCAGCCAACCGGACGGCCCUACGGCACAGAUCCCUGCCCCGGGACGCCCAAGUACGUCCACGUCGAUUACAAGUGCCGGCCCUAUGAGUUUCGCAGCAAAGUCGCAUGUCAAAGUGAAACAGUGCACCUGCAGUGCAAUCCAAAUGCUCGAAUUGCUGUCUACUCAGCAAGCUUUGGACGCACUGAAUAUGAAAGUAUACAGUGUCCACAGCCACAGGGUGUCCCUGAGGAAACAUGCCUGGUGAGCUAUGCCACAGAAAUUGUCAUGAGAAUGUGUCAUGGAAAACGACGUUGUACACUUCCUGCUGAUUCUGAAACAUUUGGUAAACCCUGCAGGAGUGACUCACGGAUGUAUCUCAAAGUUGUUUAUACAUGUGUUCCCCGGAAAGUUCUGAUGGAAGCCAUUGAGGAAGCAGCUCAGGCAGAUGAAGUAGCAGAUGAUCACGAAGAUGACCUAGAUGCCUAUGACACUGCAGACGAAACAGGUGCCUUUUCUCCAUCUCCGAAUGUCCAAGGAGCAGGUCCUGGGCUCAACGACAGGGGAACAGGAGGUGCAGCACCUGCUAGAGACCCUACAACUCUCUCACCUCAUGCUCCAGUACAUGAUGGAAACAUCAAUCAUUCUGACAUACAAAAGUAUGGUCCAUAUGUAAAACCCCACAUUACAAGCAAAAAGUUCUCCCAUUCUCCCUCUGCCCCUGUGGACCCUAUCACCACCAAAGAUAUGCAAGGUGAUGAUGUCUCGGAUGAGAAAGUCCUUGAAAAUAACAACUGCAACAUCACAGUAAAUCUUGAGGACAAAACGAAUGUGAUUGGCUUCAUUUCUGAAUGGAUUAACGCAUACAAUUUCAUCUCACGAAACCAGGAGAAGUUCUACCUGUACCUUAUCCUAAGUGUAACGGCGGGGCUCGUCCUCUUCCUGGGACUGGUAAUAGGACGGCUUCUGCUACAACGCCGUAGAAGCCAGCGCAAUCCAAAGCCUUCGGCACCACCAACAGAACAGACAUUACCAAAUGGUUUUACAGAUGACCUGAGUGAAGCAGAAAUGGAGACAGCAGUUUCUGGAUCAGACACAGUCCUCGGACUUGUUCCUACCAAAGCUCCAAAUGUGCCAGGUCGAACACCACCUACAAGUGUAUCAGAAGUUGUGCGGUUUGGAGGCAGCAGUGGAAUUCCACGGAGCCUGAACCGUGCCACAAACAGCCAGUAUUACUAUGGCUGACGUGGGCUGGGUGUCCGGGCCCCUGAUGGUCCGGAUGCUCAAGCACAAGGAAGGAUUUGUCCUGGAACUCGCACCUACUGUUUUUAGAACAGUUUGUGCAUGUGUAUUCCAGCAGCAUCUGGCACCAUUUGUGUGCAUUUAAGCAGAGAAAAGGUCAAAAGAAAAUUACUCUUGCUAUGUUUACAAGUCCGCCUAUCCUUACAAUGACAAGUGAUUAUACCCUGAGACAAUAUAUGUAUAUGUAUAAAUACAGUGACUUUAUCAAUUUGUCCAAGUUUAUAAUGUCAUCUCUGGGAUUUAAAUAAAUUAAACGAUUGAGACAAAACUUUGUUAUGUGCCUGUUGCAGCUGUGAAAUAGUCUUUAGAAGAAUGGAAGAUUCGUUAUGACUGUUACAGUGUGUGAACACAAGAUAUUCACCUAGUACCUGCUUUUCAAGCAAAGCGGUUCAAGAAGGUUUCAUUAGAUUGCUGUAUCCAGAAGAUGCGGUUCAUAUACAAUCAAUGGACACUCCACACUGACUGUGAAUAACUACUGUAAAGUCUAUUUUCUUAAGAUAUAAUAAUCUGCAUGGAGAAAUUAAUGUACUUAUACAUUUGACUGAAUUGACCAUCAGUGGUUAUGUCUAAGGAAUUUAAGCAUCAGUGUGUCUCUAAGUACAAUGCAGAAACAGAGAGAUUUUUCAAAAGUUUUGUGUAAUACAAGGAGCAUUCCGUAACAGAAAUGUGUGUUACAUAAAUUUCUUAAAGAUUUAUUCACGUUUGUGUUGAACUACCCAUAUUGGAGCAUUAAUUUGUGCAUUGUGUCUAAUUUUUCAAUUUUAAACAUUAUUGUGAUUUCUAUCAACUUAAUUUUUGUUGCAAGUGUAAUUAGCAGAUUUGUUGGUGAGAAAGUUACUAUUAACAUAUUUUUAAUUCCGUGGUUAUUGAAUUGUCUGAAUCUAUCUAAGAAACACUUUUACUGCAUAUCAUAAGAGUUUAGUGUUUGCUAAAUUCUUAAUAUCUGACUACAUGAAAUCAACAUACAUGAUCACAGAUGAUGUCAAUGCCCAGUGAGUUUAAUGUCCACUGAAAUAUGUUCCCUGAGAGUCCAAAAUAUUAAGCCCAAUCAACUGUUCAAGCUGUCAUAUGAGCCCCUUUUUGGUUUAUAAAAUCUAAGUCAUGGACAUAAUGCACUGAAAACACAUUGCAGGAAGGUUUGUUCAGUAUAUGCAGUGAGCUUUUGAGAUGGAGCUUGAUUUAUUUGUUAAGGAAUCACUCUCAUGUUUGCAUAUUUCAAUAAAUGGGGAAAUGUCUACUUCAGACUAGUCAGUGCCUUGGCCCCAUAUCCUUUCAUACAACGGGCCAUAAUGUAAGCAGUUUUGCAUCAAUUGUUUGCCACACACCUAUGCAGUCAACACAUAAUGCAGUGUUAGAUUUCUAAUGCAUUAUGCAUUGUAAUACACAGAUGCAAAUUAGAUGGAGUCAGAGUUAACAAUUUUAUCAAUAAUUAAUUAAAUUAAAGGAAUCUACACCCCUUUUGUUUUCCAAAGGCAUAACCCAUGAACACAAAGCAUGCUGUUGAUGUUAAUAAAUUCCUACAAUGAAUUGGUCUGGUAUAUGUACAUGGCAAGAGUCACAUUAUUAAAAGCAAUACAUUCUGUGUACAUUUUACUAGGGUAGUUAAUCUUUUUAGUACUAAAAAGAUCCCCAUAGAUAGCAGAAUUUGUUUUAAUAGUCAAGUUUCCUUCAUUAUCAGAACAUUUCAGCACAUUAUUAUUACUGUUAUUGUAACAACAAGGAUUAAUAAAUUCGGGUAUUUAUAUUAUUUUGACCUAGUCUCUGCCCUUCUACUCUGUACGCCAUUUAUUUUGUAAUAUUUUCUCAGUUACUAUUCCUUGUGUGUGUGUGUGUGUGUGUGUGUGUGUGUGUGCAUGCGCGUUGUGAGAGAGAGAGAGAGAGAGAGAGAGAGAGAGAGAGAGAGAGAGAGAGAGAGAAACAAUAAAAAAUAGUUAUCUUAGAAUUAUUACCCAGUACAAAGUAACAUAAUUUGUAUUUUUGAAUACUCUCUCAGAAUUGUAACAAUAUUGACACAGAACAAGUCACUUAUACUCUAGGAAACAUGAGUAAUUAUGAGGAACUACUUUGAUUUUUGUGUCAGCAGAUGAAUGCAGAGAAAAGAACCUAACUCAGUAUACAUUAUACAUUACUUUGACAUACAAUUUUUUUCAUAGAUAAAUAGAUAUACCAAUUCAUUUUAGGCAAGAGAUCAGCUUUUUAUUUCCCUUUAUAUCCUAUUGGUGCAACAUAUUAUUAGUUUCUGUGAUCUGACUUGAUAAUAUGAUUUGGUAUGAAUUGCAUUUGGUUUUUGUUUCAUUUUUCUUUUAUAAGAUGAAAAUUGUCUGGAUCAUAGUUUUAGUGCAACUUUUAUCCUUGCCCCAAUUCAGGUUGGGUGCACAUCCCCUAUGGCAGGAGCCAUUUAAACCAUUUCUGUUACUUACAUAGAACCUAUAACAUGCGCUUAGUAUCAGUGGAAGGAGUUUUCUGGUAAUAUGUCAUGAAUGUGUUUCAUCAGUAAACCUCUGUUUUAUUAUUACACCAAACACUCAUAAUAUUGACAUCUUAUGAAUUAUUUUUUGCACAUGAUGUGCAUGUCAAGUGUUGGUGAAUGAAAAUUCUUUUUAUUUACCAUGAAACUAUGAAAGCCUAGUUAACAAACACCAAUUAUAAAUUCACUACCUAUUCAUUUUUGUGUUUGCAACAGCACUGACAUCAGAAAACACACACACACACACACACACACACACACACACACACACACACACACACACACACACACACACACACCUGAAAGAUAUGCACAAGUCAUUUUGCACAAAAUUUCUAACUGUCUGUCAAAGCUCAUUGCCUCUCGAUGACUUGGCAUUUUCUGUGGCUCAAAAAAAUUAAAUAUGUUUUAUCAUUCAGUUUUUCUUUUACAGUGUGUAGUACAUCUUUCUUAGUAACAAUGUAGAUCACUCUGCUACUACAAUAAUAAUAAAAAUAAUGAUAAAAAGAAUGCAAGAAACUGAUACUGAAUUCUCACUCUUCUCAUACCUCUCUGUUGGCUAGUCACUUUUAUAGUCAAGUACCGCUAAUACAUUUAGUAAUAGUAUAACACUUCAAUCCUUCAACCCCCAUCACCACCAUCCUACACACACUGUUCAACAAAACACUUUGUGGUUAUAAGAAAUAUUAUGGUGCGUUAUGUUUUCUACGUUAUUUUUCUUUUCAUGUCUUCAGAAACACUUGUGUCUCCAGAAAUACUCUAUUGUCUAAGCCAGUGCACCUAGCACUUCUUGCAGAAAGAAAAACAGGAUAAGAGAUUACUACCAAUAUACUUGUCUCACACAAACAUAAAUGUGUUACAACUAUUUUGGUGUAUUGGAACAUCUAGUGUCUAAGAGAAUUACUUCAAUAUUGAUAGUAAAAGAUGUUAAAGAAUUGAAUGUAAACUAUGGCUCGUUACUGAUCUAGAUGACCUGCACCUGCAGGAAUAAAAAUAAUAAGAAUUUUGGCCAAAAAUACUGAUUUCUAAUUGUAAAUCUCUCUAGUGCCCAGCCAGGUGGCAGUGACGAAAUUGUGUAAUGUUUCAAUAAGUGUUAUGCUCAUGACCUUGUGGUGAAAUCACUAGGUUAUAGCUAAAUAAACAUAUUGCCAGAAACUAGAGACCUUUUCAAUUAGAAGUUGAUAUUUUAGCCAGAAUUGUUAGAGAGUUUCAGUUUUGCCACUUAGGUGGAAACUUGAGAGCUGUUCAGCAGUAUAACCUAAGAAAGUCUACAUUUAAAUACCUGACCCCUCACAAAAAUAAAUAAGCCAGCAACCAGAAAACAAAUCUUGAUAUUUCAGAACAUAUUUCCACACAUUAAAAUACAAUAAAUGAGGUACAGAAAUUGAUUUAUUUUCUGACGGCAGCAGCAGAUUCAUUACAGGCGUGAGAUCCUAUGGUGAAGUCCACAUUUUCUUCUCCAGCACCAUCAUAAACUAGAAAAAGAAGCAGAUUUUUUGUUUCUGUUAUGUUUAAACAUCUUUCUUUCAUUCCCUUUCUGCCUACACUACAUCAGAGAAGUUCUUAAAAACAUGUUCCUUGGUGGAAAAGUGGCACAUUGCUGCUUUAAAGUCAACUUAACAAAUCAGUGCAAUGUAUUACAGCCAGUACUGUUAGAUAGUGUAAUGGUAUUUAUUUCAUGUAUGUGAAAUGAGGGAAGAAUGUGGAACACUGCUUCAUACUACUCAGGCUUGUUUUGUACAUAUUUCACAAGGAAGCAAAUCAUAAUUUUUAUCUGAUGUAUUGGGUAUUCUCAUAAAACAUACUUUUGAAUAGUGAUGAACCAAAGUGUGAAUGAAUUACAACAUAAAUUUUGUAAACCACUUCUGCAUAAAGAUAUGUUGUGUGUAUGUAAGGUUGACAUCAUUUGUAUAUUAUUUUAUUGUCUGUAGACACCCUUGAUUUGAAUUUCAUCUUGAUGUGUAAUAUAACAUAAUAAAUCUUUUUUUGUAAAUUGAAAAAAAAAAUAUCAUGGAGGUACAGUUGUAUUAAGAGUAUGUACAUUUUCAUAAUCAUAAAAAGAAAUAAGAAAUCUGUGUGUGUGUGUGUGUGUGUGUGUGUGUGUGUGUGUGUGUGUGUGUGUGUGUGUGUGUUUGGCUGAUGAAGAAUACUUGCUAUCAUCCUGUAAUUACCAUGGACAGAUGGACAGUAACUUAUAUGGAAUCUGAGUUUCUUUUAUACACCUUGUGUAAAUCAAUUUUCAUUAACACUGCAAUCGAGAUUACAUCAUGAUGUUCAUCAAAAUUAAUGUCAUAUUUAGUGUUAUUUUUUUAAAGAUUUCUUUGUACCUAUUAUAUUUGUCAGUAUUCUGUACUGUGUUUAAAACUUUGGUAAUGUGAAGAAUUCAGAACUGUCCUCACAAACCACAAAAGUAUCUGGUCAGUUGCUCAUCGUAAACUGUAAUAUCUGAUACACAAUGUUCAGGAAUGAAAAUUGCUUAAUGCGACUAGUAUCCUAUGAACAUAUGUGCACAAAAUAGUAUGAUAACCUUUUAUAAUGAAGACAUGAAAUAUUGAUACAGGACUUUGUUUAGAUGUGGAAUAUGGACAUCUCAGGUUGGCAUUUUUUACUAUACACCUGAAUAUCUGAAAGUGCAAUAUCAUUUAUACUAACAAAGACAAAAUUAUUUAAUAUUUGUCUGUAAGA